UUAAAGUUUAACAAUAGAUCAUAGCACCAUUAAAGUACAAUUUUACUGCUUUAAAACUUACCUUUAUUUACAAUAUGACAGUUAUUAUGGGUUUUCAACAACUGUCAAACGGUGACGAAAGCGGUAUUGAACGUUGGAACUUGUAGUCUUAUUUUAUCGCACGAGUGACGUUCUGUAGCGGGAAGCGGAAGUUUAAAAGACUACAAUUCCCAUAAUUUUACCUCACAAGCGCAACGUCCCACAGGGAUGCACGAUUCUGUGUUUUGGUUUAUGUUGUGACGAAAAGAGUUAGCUUUGACAGUCUUGCGACUUUACCUUAUUUCUUAUCUUCCCUGCACAGGCUUUUCACACAUUGCCAGAUAUUAUAAAACCACAAACAGCUCGUCUAAAGGCCCGUUUUCGCCUGUUCGCGAGAAGGGGGAGUGACUGUAUUUGGACAUUUAGCUUGUGAGCUAACGUCAGCAGCAUCAGGUUGACCCAUGUCCUCUGAGGAUUCAUUCAACUCCACGCUCUCAGACUGGCUUUCCUUUAACUCCUGGUGGCUGCUUCUGCCCUUCAUUAUGUUUCUGAUAGUUGCUGCUUUCAUAGUGGCAUUCGUACUUAUCCUGUACAUGAUAUCUCCGUUAAUAAGUCCAAAACCACUCAAACUCAACGGGGCCCAUGUAGUGGUGACUGGAGGCAGCAGUGGGAUUGGGAAGUGUAUUGCUAUGGAAUGCUACAAACAAGGUGCCUUUAUUACGCUGGUGGCGCGAGAUGAGCACAAACUGCUUCAGGCGAAAAAAGAAGUGGAGAAAUGUGCCAUCAACGAUAAGCAAGUGGUGCUGUGCAUUUCUGUUGACGUGUCAAAGGGCUACAGUGAAGUGGAAAGUGUCAUAAAGCAAGCUCAGGAAAAGCUAGGCCCUGUGGAUAUGCUAGUGAACUGUGCAGGGACAGCUAUAUCUGGAAAGUUUGAGGAAGUUGAAGUGGACCGUUUUAAGAGAUUAAUGGAGAUAAACUAUCUAGGCAGCGUUUACCCCACGCGUGCAGUGAUCACCACCAUGAAGGAAAGGCGGAUGGGCCGUAUCAUGUUCGUGUCAUCACAAGCAGGGCAGAUCGGCCUCUUUGGCUACACAGCCUACUCACCGUCCAAAUUCGCUCUACGUGGACUGGCUGAGGCCUUGCAGAUGGAGAUGAAGCCCUAUAACAUUUAUGUUACUCUGGCAUUUCCUCCAGACACAGACACACCAGGUUUGGCAGAGGAGAAUAAGACCAAGCCUCUGGAGACCAGGUUAAUUUCAGAAACGUCAGGAGUCUGUCAGCCAGAGCAAGUGGCGAAAAUUGUGGUUAGGGAUGCUGUGCAAGGAAACUUCACCAGCUCGAUUGGUCCUGAUGGCUACAUGCUCUCAGCUCUUACCUGUGGAAUGUCACCUGUCACCUCCAUAACUGAGGGACUGCAGCAGAUCGUGACCAUGGGGCUGUUUCGCACCAUUGCUCUCUUCUACCUGGGCAGCUUCGACAGCAUCGUCCGCCGCUGCAUGAUCCAAAGGGAACAGUCUAAAGCAUCUGACAAGAGGGAGUAGCACCAACAACAUCACCACAGCUUUCCACAACCACAUUCACCACAUACACCUUCACUCAGCCUGGCAGAUACAGUCUACAAUGAGAAAACACAGAAGUUUUUGUCUUUUGUGCUAGUUUUUUCAUAUUGUAACUUUAAUAUCUUUCAUGAUAAGUCCAGCUCAUGUCUAUGUGGCUUGCAGGACCCUUAACCAUUCCAGUUUUAGUGAAAGUUCAAAGCAUCGAUAUUUCAACCAAGCUCUUUUGUUUAAAAAAGGAUUCGCAUUUCAACUAACUAGCCUGAAACGCCUGAACUCUCACUUCCUUUAGUGAUUUCCUAUGUUUAAAAAAGGUUAUACCAUUCCGUUCUUGCACGCACAAAAAGCUAACCAUCAAAGUUCUGCCAGCCUAACCCAGGGGUGAGCAUUCCUGGUCCUGGAGGGCCACCGUCCUGCAAAGUUUUGCUCCAACCCUAAUCAACACACCUAAAAAUCGAAUUAAAGGCUGCAGGAUGACGUGGAAAUGGCGUGUGUUUGAUGAUUAGGGUUGGAGUGAAACUUUGCAGGAUAGUGACCAGUAUGCCCACUCCUGGUCUAACUGUCAGUGUAACAAUACUAUAUUUCAAUACUAUUCCAUUUAAUUCAGCUUUUAUAAAUGUGAUGCUUCAGCUUUACGGUAACAUUAUUCUGUUCAGUCAAGGGCAUCAGACCCUGAUUUCAAUUUUAUUCAAGAGUUUUCUGGUUCUCAUCUGCCUGUUCUGUGAGGUUCUUCUAUGUUCCUAGUGAAGCACCGUAUGUCUUCCUGCUUUUAGAUGUCUUAGUUUUUAAGGUAAAGACAGUAUUUUUGUGUUUUUGGAAGAAACAGCCUGAGUCUGCCACUCUGCCUUAUCCUCUUUGCUCCGUGUGGGGGAUACUGAUGGAAAUGUUUACCUUAUAAUUGUGCGUGUAUGUGUGUGUGUAUAUAUACAUGUCUGCUCGUACGCAUGCAUUUAAGUGACCUCAGGGGCUUUUAAGAGUUCACUGAACUGUAAGAUGGAUAAGGAUAAGCCAUUAAGGUGGUGGCUCGCUGGUCGAGUCACAGCACCGUUUAGCCAGCAGGUGGAGCAGGAGAUCCAUACCCUAAAUAUCAAGCAGCUUGCAUUAAAAGAAUUAGUCUAAAUAAUGGUAUUCACAGCGCAAUGGAUGUGUUUUGACGCCCACAACCCCAGAACUGUGUUGAAUAUAAAAAUAUAUGUAGUAUUGAAGGUGAAUAGAUGCACAGAGAGUACAUUUAAGUGUUCACACAGACUUCGAAAAAGUGUAGUGUUGUAAAGUAACGUUAAAUGGAUUGCAUAAACUGUUUCUGGUUAAGAAACUUCUAAACUUACACCUUGUUCUUGCUCCACCUGUGCAAUGUCAUACUUUACUAACAACACACUAGAUAGUGAGAAACUUACACUGAUGCGAUAGUUGCCUUUCUCAGAGACAGAUUUUUUGGCAAACUAAUACUUUACCCUUUAUUUAAAACUGUUUUUUGUUUUAUGCUGCUCUGUUUACCCUAGAAAUAAUCGACCAAUGCAGUCAGGCCCUACAGUCCCAUUCCAAGCCUUAAAAGAUACAAGCGCAGACCACUAAAAUGCUAUUAGGGUGGAUAUGUCCACAUCCAGCUACGGCAUAAAUUGUGUAAGGUUUACAUAUUUUUCUUUGGACCGAACUGGCUUAUGAAAAAGUCACUUGAUUGUUUGUUCUUUGUUUGUUAUGAAUAUUUUUUUUCCAUAAAAACCCAAUAUGUGAAAGUGAGAAUGCAUGAGUCCAAUCGGCGAUGUUCUCAUUUGAUAUUGGUUUAAGGCACGCUGUCCAGCACGUAGUAGCUGCAAGUUAGGUGCUGAUAUUUGUUGGACUUAAGACUGGUGCCCUCUUUCAUAAUAUGGAUGUAGUCAGUUGUUUAGUUGUUAAAAAGCUAACACUAGAGAAAUUGUUUUAAACUCCUUAAAGCUAUGCAAAUCAACCCGUGCUCACACUUCAUUCAGAUACAUAUGACACUUGCAUAUUUUUCUUGUUGUUUACUGCUCCAGUUUGCUGUUUUGUUGAUUGAUGUGGAGAUAAAAUUCCCAGGAUAUGAGAUAUAUAUAUAUAGUUUAUGAGUAAGUGUGGGAUACAUUGUGCUUCUAUGUUUUCUAAGUUUCUUUUCCUAUUUGUUGCCAAACUAGCAUAAAUUUCACCUUGUGUGCCAUGGAAGAAAAAGAGGAUGUUGUUGCUUUGUCUUAUUUUCUUACGUAAUUAAAUAAAUAACUUUUGAAAGUU
Molecule: messenger RNA, 3818 nt
Organism: Misgurnus anguillicaudatus (oriental weatherfish)
Lineage: Eukaryota; Metazoa; Chordata; Actinopteri; Cypriniformes; Cobitidae
Gene: kdsr
Product: 3-ketodihydrosphingosine reductase
Biological process (GO): sphingolipid biosynthetic process
Cellular component (GO): endoplasmic reticulum membrane
Molecular function (GO): 3-dehydrosphinganine reductase activity
Source: RefSeq, a predicted model, not a curated record